Molecule: messenger RNA, 1630 nt
Organism: Tricharina praecox
Lineage: Eukaryota; Fungi; Ascomycota; Pezizomycetes; Pezizales; Pyronemataceae
Product: P-loop containing nucleoside triphosphate hydrolase protein
Exons: 7
Coding region: 220-1473 (417 amino acids)
Cellular component (GO): cytoplasm
Molecular function (GO): GTP binding; ATP hydrolysis activity
Source: RefSeq, a predicted model, not a curated record
UAGGUUUCAAUUUUCAACGUUUUGGUUGUGGACAUCUGGCUCGCAUCACAGCUCAGCACACGGAACCUGAACGCCGCCGCAACGGCGCCGGGUAAUAAUCGCGGGGAACUCCUGCCUCGAGUAGUUACAGCGGUGCUUCAGUUUUUGCAGCCAACCCCACCAUCACGACUCGCGUUUCCUUCCACCUCAACCGCGUACAACACCUAAAAAAACACCAAAAUGCCUCGUGAUCCACUAAUCGGCCUAGUCGGCAAGCCGUCCAGCGGCAAAUCAACAACCCUCAACUCGCUGACCGACGCCAGCUCAAAGGUUGGCAACUUUCCGUUCACCACGAUCGAUCCGCAACGCGCCGUCGGGUAUUUACAAAUCGACUGUGCAUGCGCGCGCUUCAAUAAGCAGGAGCACUGCAAGCCCAACUACGGCAGCUGCAAGAACGGCAAGCGGAGCGUUCCGAUCGAGCUGCUUGACGUUGCGGGACUGGUACCCGGCGCCCACGAGGGCCGUGGUCUGGGGAAUAAAUUCUUGGAUGAUCUUAGACAUGCGGAUGCGCUCGUGCAUGUCGUCGAUGUGAGUGGGACUACGGAUGCUGAGGGGAAGGCGACUCGCGGUUAUGACCCCAGCGAGGAUAUUGUCUGGUUGCGCGGCGAGAUUGUCAGAUGGGUGCUCGGCAAUCUCAUGGACAAGUGGGGUAGUAUUCGGAGGAGGCAUAUUGCGACGAAGUCGAAUGCGGUGGAUACGCUUCAAGGACAGUUCUCGGGAUACGGAGCCACGUCUACGAUUGUCGCGCGGUUCCUUGAUAAGAUGGGACUCAAGAGUGCUUUGGAGACAUGGGACAACGAUACGGUCGAGGCUGUGGUGAACGCCUUCAUCGACGAGAAGUUCCCCACCGUCAUUGCGCUCAACAAGAUCGACCACCCGGACGCAGACAAGAACAUUGCCAAGAUCGCAAAAAAGCAGGAUCCACAGUCCAUCGUGCUGUGCUCUGCAAUUACGGAGGUGUUCUUGCGGAAACUCGCCAAGCAAGGCUACGUGCGCUACGAGGAGGGCAGUGAGUUUGUGGAUACUAGAGAAGAUCUAAUUGCCGAUGGUGAUCCGGACGGUGGUGGGUUGAAGGAGCUGGACGAGAAGCUCAAGCAGAGGAUUGAGAAUAUGAAAGAUAUGGUGCUAUAUCGAUUCGGAUCCACGGGUGUCGUAGAGGUGCUGUCUAGGGCGGCGAAGCUGUUAGGUCUCGUUCCGGUGUUUCCGGUAAGGCAUAUUCACAGUUUCGGCUCUGGAGCAGCUGGUAAUACCACCGUGUUUCGGGAUUGUGUGUUGGUUGGAAAGAAUUCUACAGUGCGGGAUGCGGCACGGAAAAUCAUGGGAGAUGUACCGAUAGCAUAUAUAGAAGGUGCAGGAGGUGUACGAGUGGCAGAAGACGAGAUUGUCGAGGUGGGGAAGAACGACAUAUUAUCAUUUAAGGUUGGUCGAGCAUAAUACGACAGCAGAAGAAUCAUGAAAAUUGUAGUUAUUAUUCUAGCUGAAAUGCAACGCAUAGACAAGAACAAGUGCACAAGAGCGAUGUGUAUCUCAUGUUCUCCGUUGUCUUUCAUCUAUCCCAUCUCCAUGCUCCUAAUUCGAAUCUGCAGCCCAA